Messenger RNA from Melanaphis sacchari, 585 nucleotides. RefSeq lists its product as uncharacterized. The annotation marks the transcript as partial. The record is from RefSeq and is a predicted model, not a curated record. The transcript has a single exon. NCBI's taxonomy places the organism in Eukaryota, Metazoa, Arthropoda, Insecta, Hemiptera, Aphididae.
AUGGCUUUAAAUGAUUUUGAAAUAACUGCAUUAUUAACUGAAUGGGAAAAAAGUGAAGAUGAAAAUGAUUUAGAUAGUAAUAAGGUACAAAAUACAUUUGAAAACGUUAGUAAUGUAGAAUUUAUUGAUAUCAAUAAUUUGCCUAUUGAAAUAGCUAAUAUAAACGGCGAGUUUGUUAGUAUUCCUUUUAGUAAUGAUAUUGCUGAACCUUGUUUAUCUAUUGCUACAUCUGAUGAAAAUAUAAAUAAUAUUGCUAAUAUUGCUAUCAAUAAAAAUAUUUUGUCAUCUAAUAGUAGGGCUUUGAGAUCUCAUAACAAUGUUACUAGUCAUUUUAUUCCUACUAUUUCGCAAUCUCAAACCAGUUCCCAGGGACAAGCGCCAUCUCCUAAUAUUAAUCCUCCUAUUCCUGCUAACAUAUUAUGUAUAUCUAAAGUUCAACAACCUCAGAAACCAGUAAACUUAAAAUGGAAGAAAGGUAACCUAAUAACUAAUGAUGUCAGUUUAGUACACAAUCCAGUGACUUUACCAACUAAUAUUUUGAAUUUUAAUUCACCACUGCAGUUUUUUUCACAUUUUUUCACUGAU